Malania oleifera is the source of this 4741-nucleotide messenger RNA. Its product is annotated as F-box protein At3g54460. The record is from RefSeq and is a predicted model, not a curated record. Gene Ontology annotation, molecular function: zinc ion binding; ATP binding; ATP-dependent chromatin remodeler activity. The transcript is spliced from 9 exons. NCBI's taxonomy places the organism in Eukaryota, Viridiplantae, Streptophyta, Magnoliopsida, Santalales, Ximeniaceae. The coding region runs from base 233 to 4270 and encodes 1345 amino acids.
ACGACCCAACAACUCUCCUCGCUAUUUGUCCUCUCUCUCUCUCUCUCUCUCUCUCUCUCUCUCUCUCGCGUUCCGACAUCGUCUUCUCCGUUUCCCUCUACGAAGCUUACCAAUCUCAGCAGAUUCAAAGUCCAAACCCUAGCCAUUCAUCGAAACCCUAACUAAAAUUCUAUAACCCUAAGAUUUAGAAACCCUCGCCGCACUCGCAGCGUCUGCAAUGUGAUUUUAUCCUAUGGAGGAAGACUCGGUUCCGGACCACAAGCUGUGCGGCUUCUUGCGCGCUGUUCUCUCGUUCAAUUCGACGGAAAGCGAUGAUGGAAUCGAUCCGUUCAAAGACCUCGGCUUUGGCGCGCUUUGUGUCAUCUUUGGGGACGGAUCAGAGGUCGGUUUCAGGGCCGAAAGCGGCGCGGUGUUGUCCCCAGUCGGUUGGAAGGGUGCGGGCAAAUGUGAUGGGGUGGAGGGAGAGAGUGGGGAGGGGAGGAAGAGUAUAGCGCCGAGGAAUUGGCGGAGGAGGAGUAUUGGGAUGGUGAAGGGGAGUGUGAGUGUGGUGCAUCAGCUUCACGCUCUGAUGUUGCAUAAGUGUUUGAGAAUUGUUGCUAGAAUCGUUGGGGUUGCGAAUGGUGAGAAUGGGGAAGUAAGAGUGGUGUUGCUGAUUGACGUUUAUCUCCCCAUCGCUCUGUGGUACGGUUGGCAGUUUCCAAAAUCUGGGUCGACCGCUGGUGCUCUAUUCAGGCAUUUAAGUUGCGACUGGAAAGAGAGAAGUUCACUGCUCGUUAGUAAUGGAGUGUGUUGCAGUUACGCUAAUGGAUCUAAUAAGAGCAUUUGGAAUAUUUCUGAUUGCCAUGUUCUUGAAUGUAAGCUUCACUGCAACACCUAUGGUUCUUCUAGUAAUAAGCUAUUUGAACUCCAUGAAAUUUUUAAGAGUCUACCUACCAUGGAAAAGAAGGGAAACCUUGAUUGUUCAAGAGUAAAACCAGAAGAUCCCUCUUGCAGAUCUGGCAUUUGGGUGGUGUCUGACGAUGUUUUGAUUAAUAUUCUCACUGCACUUGGUCCGACAGAUCUUGUCAGGGUGGCCACAACCUGUCGCCAUCUAAGAUCCUUGGCCGUGUCAAUUAUGCCAUGUAUGAAGCUUAAACUUUUUCCUCAUCAGCAGACAGCAGUUGAGUGGAUGUUACAGCGUGAGCGGACUGCUGAAGUUUUGCCACAUCCUUUGUACAUGGACUUUUUAACUGAAGAUGGGUUUGCCUUUUAUAUAAAUACUGUUUCUGGUGACAUAUUCACUGGCAUAGUUCCAACAAUUAGAGAUUUCCGUGGGGGAAUGUUUUGUGAUGAACCUGGUUUAGGUAAGACCAUUACUGCUCUCUCCCUUAUUCUAAAGACGCAAGGAGCAUUGGCUGACCCACCAGAUGGUGCAGAAGUUUUCUGGUGCAUGCAUAAUGCAGACCAGAAAUGUGGCUAUUAUGAGCUCAGUAGUCAUAAUGUCAACAGUGGUAACAUGUUUUUAGGGAAAAGGAUUUUGGGCCAGAAUGCUCGAAGGGGGCAGUUAUCUUUAGAUAAAUUUACUCCAGUGUCUAAAAGAUCCAGGUUAAUGGAUUUUGAUGGGAAUAUUGCAAGAUCUGCUGGUUCAUGUCCUGGUAAAAAGACUACAUCCUCAGCUCCACAAUCUAUGCCAGCAGCUGGUGUGGUUCGGUGUACCAGGGGCUUGAGUUGCAUCAAGAGAAAUCUUCUUUAUUCCUAUGAAGGAGCAUCUGGAUUUUCAAAAAGGAAGGUUAGCAAAAAAUUGACUAAUGGUUCAAUUGGCACAAGGCAUGCAUCUUUGGACAAGCGACUUGGUAUGCCAAUUGGAUCAUCACACAGUUGCAAGAAGGCCAAGAAGGAUGCUGCAGAUCAUACUGAAUAUAAUGAUACUUGGGUUCAGUGUGAUGCUUGUCGCAAAUGGCGGAAGCUUGCAGACACUGCUAUUGCAGAUGCUACUGGAGCAUGGUUUUGUAGUAUGAACACUGAUCCCUUGUAUCAGAGUUGUAGUGUUCCAGAAGAAUCUUGGGAUCGUCGACAGUCCAUUACAUACUUACCAGGAUUUUACACCAAAGGGACCUCUGGUGGAUUAGAGCAAAAUGUGUCUUUUUUCACCAGUGUGCUCAAGGAGCAUUAUGCACUGAUGGAUUCUGAAACAAAGAAGGCUUUAACUUGGUUGGCUAAACUUUCUCCCAACCAACUCUCAGAAAUGGAAACAGUUGGUUUGGUACGUCCUGUUUGGGACACUCGAAUAUUAUCUAGUGGAGAUGUGCAUGGGUUCCAUAGGAUAUUUCAAGCUUUUGGUCUCAUUGGAAGAGUUGAAAAGGGUGUUAGCAGAUGGUAUUAUCCUCAAACUCUUAACAACUUGGUCUUUGAUUUGCCUGCUCUUAGAAUCGCUCUCUGUGAGCCACUUGACACGUUCAGGUUGUAUUUGUCAAGAGCAACCCUGGUUGUUGUUCCUUCAAAUCUUGUUGAUCAUUGGAAAACUCAAAUUGAAAGGAAUGUUAGACCUGGCCAGUUGAGGAUUUUCUUAUGGAAUGAUUAUAGAAAGCCAAGUGCACACAAUUUAGCUUGGGACUAUGAUGUUGUUAUAACUACAUUUAAUCGUUUAAGUGUGGAGUGGGGACCCCGCAAGAGAAGUGUUCUGAUGCAAGUGCACUGGCUUAGAGUCAUCUUAGAUGAAGGGCACACCCUUGGCUCAAGUCUAGCCUUGACAAACAAAUUACAAAUGGCUGUCUCACUAACAGCUUCAUAUCGUUGGAUAUUAACUGGAACUCCCACUCCCAACACCCCCAAUAACCAACUGUCUCAACUUCAACCUAUGCUGAAGUUCCUUCGUGAGGAAGCUUAUGGUCUGAGUCAGAAGUCCUGGGAAGCUGGCAUUCUUAGGCCAUUUGAAGCAGAGAUGGAUGAAGGUCGGUCACGUUUGUUGCAGUUGCUUCACAGGUGCAUGAUUAGUGCUAGAAAGAUAGAUCUGCAAACAAUACCUCCAUGCAUCAAGAAAGUGACAUUCCUCAAUUUCACUGAAGAACAUGCAAAAACUUAUAAUGAAUUGGUAGUUACAGUGCGACGCAAUAUAUUAAUGGCUGACUGGAAUGAUCCUUCUCAUGUGGAGAGUCUACUGAAUCCAAAGCAGUGGAAGUUCCGGAGUACAACGAUUAGAAAUGUCAGACUAUCCUGCUGUGUAGCUGGACAUAUUAAGGUUACAGAUGCUGGCCAAGACAUUCAGGAAACAAUGGAUAUUCUAGUUGGAAAUGGUCUGGAUACUACUUCAGAAGAGUAUGCUUUUAUAAAAUAUAACCUUUUGUAUGGUGGUAGCUGUCUGAGAUGCAAAGAAUGGUGUCGUCUGCCAGUCAUUACACCAUGCAGGCAUCUUUUAUGCCUCGACUGUGUUGCUUUAGACAGUGAGAGGUGUACUUUCCCUGGUUGUGGUAAUUUAUAUGAGAUGCAGUCUCCUGAAAUAUUAACCCGUCCAGAAAACCCUAACCCAAAGUGGCCUGUGCCGAAAGAUCUUAUUGAGUUACAGCCUUCAUAUAAACAGGAUAACUGGGAUCCUGAUUGGCAAUCAACAUCUAGCAGCAAAGUCACUUAUGUUGUACAGAGAUUGAAAGGAUUGCAGGAUGCUAAUAGAGAGACUGUUUACUCCAUGGAUGAGAGCUGCGGUGGUAAACACAUUGAUGAGGUACUUUGUUCUUCUGAAGGAACCACAUCGAAUGUGUUGUUACAGCAGGCAAACUGCAGCAAGAUACCUGUGGAUAAAGUUCUAAUUUUUUCUCAAUUUCUGGAACAUAUACAUGUCAUUGAACAGCAGUUAACAAUUGCUGGUAUCAAAUUUGCUGGAAUGUAUAGUCCAAUGCAUUCUAGCAAAAAGAUGGAGUCCCUGGCUAUCUUCCAGCAUGAUGUGAGUUGUAUGGCUCUUUUGAUGGACGGAAGUGCAGCUCUAGGUCUUGAUUUGAGCUUUGUGACACAUGUAUUUUUAAUGGAGCCAAUUUGGGACAGAAGCAUGGAGGAACAAGUGAUUAGUAGAGCUCAUCGGAUGGGUGCUACUCGUCCUGUUCAUGUGGAAACUUUAGCAAUGCGUGGAACAAUUGAAGAGCAAAUGCUGAAAUUUUUACAGGACGCUGAUGCAUGUAGGAGAUGCUUGAAGAAAGAUUUUGUGAAACCUGACCAUGAAGGGGCACGCGUGCAUCGUACAUUACACGAUUUUGCAGAGAGCAAUUAUCUGGCUCAGCUGAGCUUUGUCCGGACUAGUUAAAACAUGUAAUGUUAUGUGAAAAUUCCAAUGUUUGUGGAAACUCAGCCAGAUAGGUGGAGAAGCUGUUCCUUGGGGAGGAUAUGCCUUUUGAGGUGAAACUUUAGUGCAUAUGUGCUGGCAUUGUGGCCUGGAAAAUUACUGUGAAUAUUUUUCUUUUUGGAUGUUUUUCUCCAUUUUGAAGGGUUAGAUCCCAACAGGGUGGAAGAGGGUAGUGAUUCAAAGGAACUGCUCAAAUCAUAUGAACUCCACAUUUAGGCAAAUAUUGGCAGCCUGCUUUAUACUGAACUCCCCUGGCUCCCAGUAUAUUCAUUGCUUGUAAGCUCAGGCUCUGGUUACGUGUAGAAAAUUUCUUGUAUCUGCAGUGAAGGCAUGCUAGCUGGGCAGGCAGAGCUAGAGCUAUGAAAUGAAUUUGCAUUCCAUCGAAAAAUAAUUUAUAUUUUUAGCAAGCGAUGCUUGUUUGAUUUAUGAAAA